UGUCGACAGACUUGAUAGCUAAAGGUUUUCCACUUCAAAGCUUUGCAUUGUUUUACUUUUAAUUAGUGAAAGCUUUUACUGUGUGUGACAGAGUGCAUUGUAACAAUUGUUAAAGUAAAAUGAUGCCCAUCGCGCGUAUUUAAAAAGAAAACAUACGAUACAUAUACUUUAAAGAUUAACAUGGAUUCGGUAAGCAACGGAUUAAUCUGUAAAUUUAUUUUGUUAUUAAUUUGCAUCUGUUACAUCUCUAUCGUAUCGAGUGAGAUUAAGGAUAUGAAAGAAUUGAUUUCAAAAACAGGAAUAUCUAAAGAAAAUCUGGAGCUAGGUACAAUUGCGGAGCCUAUAAGACAAAGCAAGGCUUAUAGAUCAAAAGAUUACAGUACUAGAGGAGAUAACACUGACUAUCAAGACCAUUAUAGCGAUGACACCAUGAAUCACGAUGACGAGAAUGAUCACAGUGACAUGAAAGCAAUAAGUCAACCGAAAGUUGUGGAUUAUUGGGCCGGCUAUUAUGACUUUCUAAUAAACGAAGGCAGCUAUAAAUUCUGGGCUGUUUUUCAACUCGCGACUGCGGCUUUGCUAAUUUACAGCGGCUUCGCAGCUCUCUACUAUGCCAAGGUAAAUCCACCAACCACGGAUGAUUAUUUUGAUGAUAUAUUUCGCCGGCGACGACGACGAAGAAGACGUCGUUCACUUUCGUGCGAACUCGCAGCUCCUGACAGAUCUUUCGCUGGUCUCGAUGCUACCACAUUUCAGAGGAUAAUCCAAGCUCUUGACGCUGAACAUAUCGAUUGUUUUAAUCAUUCCUUUAAUGUGAAAAGAAGAACUCAUUAGCAAAUAAAAAGUAGACAAAGAGUGAUCAAAUAAUUUCGAUAAAAUAAAUUUUCAAAAAUGCGAACUAGAAAUGAAAAUACGAACAGCUUAAGAGUAAAAUACUUUAACACGAAGAUACAUAAUCUAUCAUU
Messenger RNA from Nylanderia fulva, 965 nucleotides. RefSeq lists its product as uncharacterized. NCBI's taxonomy places the organism in Eukaryota, Metazoa, Arthropoda, Insecta, Hymenoptera, Formicidae. The record is from RefSeq and is a predicted model, not a curated record.